Molecule: messenger RNA, 510 nt
Organism: Haemonchus placei
Lineage: Eukaryota; Metazoa; Nematoda; Chromadorea; Rhabditida; Trichostrongylidae
Source: the annotation of a GenBank genome assembly
GGAACAUUAAUGAUGAACAAUCUCGAUAUCGGAAACGAGAUACAAAAAAUCCGUGGAGGGUCCCUGGUGAACGACAUGUAUAUGCACAUGAACAUUAAACUACAGUGUAUGAACAAAAUCAGUAAUGAUUGCAAAUGGAUAAAUGGCCUGAAAUAUUAUGCCUACUCAGCGCAUGACACAACAGUCUAUGCGUUUUUCUCCAUAUUUGGCAUCCAAAGUAAAGUUAUCAGCACGUGCGGAUAUCCAGAUUACUCAGCUGGGGCGUUUGUUGAGUUAUGGUUGAACCGUGCUGACAAUAAAGCUUACUUCAAGAUGAGAUAUCACCAAAACGACGGAAAUGUGACACUUUAUCCGGUCACUCACUUGAUUGAUGCUUGUGAUGGGCGAAAGUAUUGCAGUUUGGAUGUUUUCAAAGCGGCUGCAGAUCGAUCAAGAUCAGAUAUACCGAUGAGUGAGAUGAUUCGGGAAAGAGGUAGAAUGGCAUACAUCGCACUAGAGUGCGAGGCUUGA